Chara braunii is the source of this 3731-nucleotide messenger RNA. NCBI's taxonomy places the organism in Eukaryota, Viridiplantae, Streptophyta, Charophyceae, Charales, Characeae. The record is from the annotation of a GenBank genome assembly.
GUCGGGCCACUGGUCAGAGAUUUUCCUUCUCCUUUUCCAUGUCAGAGAUGUUCCUUUUCCUUUUCCUUUUCCAUAUCUUUUUCCCCUCUUUCUCCUUCUAACGCAUUUUCUCUCUGCUCUCUGCUCUCUGCUCUCUGCUUCCUUUUCCAUUCUCGCUUCUUCGCGGUCGUGGAGCUUUGUGGUCCUUCCUGGGACAAGUAGAAGGAGAUAGAGAUAGAGAUAGACGCCUAUCGUCAAUCUUCCAGCACCGGAUGGCGUCGUUGACACUGCACGGCGCCUCCUUGGCGCUCUCGUUUGUGUGUACGCAGCGGAGGCCGAAAUGCGAAACGAAAUCUGAGGGCGGAGCCUCAAGGCGCCAAAAACAAAAACAUACUUUCGUCAAAUUCUGUGGUCGGCGGGAGCAAACAGCGCGCGGGCCUCCGCGACGAGGGCAUGGGCAUUUCUCUGCUGACGCGGCUGUCAAGGCUUCGUACACAUGGGACAGCGGGAGGUCCGUUAUUGCCCGCGCACCCCUCGUUGCCCCCGUCGCGCAGUCGCAGCUCCAUCGUCUGGUCUGCGGCCCUUGCGCAAGGAAGAGGGGUGUAGCCCAGGCUUCCGCGGCGGUACCUCGCGCGGAUUUCGCGGAAUGCUGGUUGCCGCUGAGAAGGGGUGCCAGGGUCAGUCCGACGGCGCCAGGAGCCUCAGCGCCUGUCGCAGCAGCGGGCGACCUCGCCUCCGCGGGGGAGGAAGCGGCUGGACGGAGUGCGCUCGCGCCCAUCGGCGGAAGCUGUGGUCGUUCCACGUAUCGGCCUGUUGACAAUCACACAGGCAGGAGCAUCGGCGACGGCGACGGCGGCGGUGGCGGUGGCGCUGACGCUGGCGGGAGAUCAGCAGGCGGCAGCAGGAGCAGCUGGCGGGGUCGUUCUGCCCCGCGCUCGUGUGUCUGCGCCGCUGCCGGGACGUCCUGUGCGUUCGCCUCCGUCAUUACCACCACCGCCGUCGUCGCUGCGGCGCCUACCACCCCUUCUUUCGGCGCUGGUCAUCAGAUCGGUCAGAUCGGUCGAACGACUUCCCGCUCAACGACGACAGGCUCGUUUGACUCUCCAUGCAACGCUUCCCCGCCAAUUGGCGUGAAGGUCAACCUCGUCAAUAUCCAUGGUUCUUUGUGGGGUGGUGGUGAUUGUGUUGGACUUACAAGUGUUUCCUCGGCGCCACGAGCUGCCAGUCUAGUUGCUGGGAAUUGUGCUCUUGGUCGUGAUUGGGAACGUGGGCCACGACGAGGAGAAGGAGGAGGAGGAAGAGGAGGAGGAGGAGGAGGAGGAGGUGAUUGCUUGCGGGAAUGGGAGGCUCGGCAGCGCAGCGUGGAUUGCCCGCCAACUCCAGCCCGAUACGUUGGUGCUUCUGGGCUGACCCGAGAAGGUCAUCAAGAACGCCGCCGCGAUUCCCUGCGCAAAAUGGCGGAUGAGCGCGGGGGGGGAAUGCGCCACGUGGCGCCUUGCCAUGUCGUCAAUGCCGGUGUGGUGAUGAGGAGGACAAGUCCAACCCCUUCCAGACUAUCGGUCGCUUUCAUGGCUGGUGCCGCAGUGGGUAUGGCCGCCGCCGCGGCGGGAAAGGGUCGGAGCGGGACUGGCCUAUGGCGAUCGGUCGUUUGCAUGGUAGGGGAGACCUCAUCAAGCGGCGGUCGCAGUGUGGAGGGCCUGUCGCAAUUACUAUUACUAGUAAAUGGGCGUGAGCAGUCUACGAGCAUGGCGCGUCCACGAGCGCCACGUGUCCUUCGGCAGAUCGCAAGGAGUCUGUUGUCAUCCGAUGGUUGUGCUUGCCCCCCAUUGACACGUGGCAGUCAUUCGGCCAUUCAAGCGGUGAGUAGGAAGGUUGAUGCGGUGUCGUGGACAUCGAGGGAGGGAGCAUUGGCGCCUUUCCACGGCAAAGGAUUACUGUCGGCGGCGGCGGAAGCAAAACUGUCGCUCCCCUCUUUCUCCUUAUCUUCACAUUUCGAUCAGCUCGCUGCAGUUGGUGGUCGUGCGGUCAGGAACGUUUUGGCGGGAGGGUUCUCUUCUAAGGUCUCCUCCACAAGCAGUACGACUGCUCCUGUAAUCAAGAUCAAGAGCGAAAUACGGUCGUGGCUGAGUGGAGCGGGAGGGCUAGAAGGAAGAGGAGGAGAUGGUCUUGCUCCUACUAGAAGAAGGUACUUAGUCGAUCUUCGAAACGUUGUCAAGAAGACGCAUCAGGAGCAGCAGCAGCAGCAGCUGCAGCUUUUUCAGGCUUAUGGUCAUGGGGGUAUUGGGGUGCAUCCUUUUAGAAUGCGUGGUGGCCCGAAUGAUAGGCGCCGGAUGAUGACUCGUUGCCUGCAGUGGACGGCAAGACAGACGACUUGUGGAAAACAUGGGGGAAAAAACGACUGGUUUGGUAAUUUGAGCUGCUGCGUGUGGGAAGGGAGUGGGCAGUCUCUGCAGCGUGGAGGAGGGCGCGAUUUGUCGAGAACGACGAGUUUGAUGAGGACAUCAGCGAUGGUGACGACAAGCAGUAGCGGAGGACGCAGUAUGGGGCAGUUAUUACACGUCGGGUCAUGGGGAGGACCUUUUCGGCCGGGCAGUUUAUUCCAACCUCGUCGAGUCAAGGCCACUGCAGCAGCCAGAGAAAGAACGUUGGCUAGGUGUACGUCAGAAGCAGGGCCUAGAAUCAGAGAGAGGCGGAGGGAACCCGACUUGUCGCAGCGUGUCAUCGAAUUCUACUUGCGUUGCCUUCAGCAAAGACCUAUCGUCACCAAGAGCGUAACAGCUGGCGCCAUGGCCUUUCUGUCGGACAUCACGGCCCAGGUGUUGACUAGCCCCAGGCCCGGCUUUGUGAUCGAUGCGGCAAGAUUGGCACGGAUGACGUCCUUUGGGUUCUUUUUCUCGGGGCCGGUAUUGCAUGGAUGGUUUAAGCUGAUGUCUCAUGCCUUUCCUAAUCGGGAUAUGCUAAGCAUCGCCUCAAAGAUGGCGCUGGGGCAGGUGGUGUUCGGGCCGAUCGUUGUUUCCAUCUUCUUUGCUGUGAACGGUGCCUUGCAGGGAGACACACUUAACCAGGUUAUUAACAGACUGCACCGAGACCUUUUGCCGACCCUCUGUGCCGGCCUGUUCUUCUGGCCAAUAUGUGAUGCGAUCAUGUUUCGGUUCAUCCCAGUGCAUUUGCAGCCACUGUUCAACAAUUCAGCGUCGUAUAUUUGGAACAUUUACAUUAGUUGUGUUGCAAACAGCAGCCCUCCGGUGUCGCCCCCACUCGAGUUAUCUCACUGAGAGAUGUGGAAGAACAGAACACCGCCGGUGUCGCCGCCGCAGGUGUGUGUUGUAAGUUGUGUUCUUGUCAAUGGGUUCUGCUGCCAGGCGGUUAGUGAGAAUGUAGAAUGAGGAAAAGCGUGCCAGCAUCUUUGUAUUGGCGAAUGUUCUUCAAUAUUAGGUGGGAGAGGUGCGUUCGACGUUCGUAUGGUAAUGUGACACUGCCUGGGAAUCACUGGCUGUUGUUGUAGUUCAACUAGGGUUAGUUUUGUUGAUGGCACUUGGAAGUUGGAAUUGAUGGUACAGUCUAUCGCAUCCCAGUUAGUCUCUUUUUUUUUUCUUUCUCUUGGGGUUUAUGGUCUUCUGUCCGUACGAUCGCAGUCACACUUUCUAUGUGGCUUAGCUUAGCAAGGUUCCAACUGUAUUUCGACCUGUCCGAUUUGUGUCGGUAGUUCAGGAAGGAAGUGAGUUGAGAAAAAAUAAAAUUCAAAUUUGUAA